This is a messenger RNA of Anarrhichthys ocellatus (wolf-eel), 4528 nucleotides long. RefSeq names its product NLR family CARD domain-containing protein 3-like. The record is from RefSeq and is a predicted model, not a curated record. The coding region runs from base 344 to 2929 and encodes 861 amino acids. Gene Ontology annotation, molecular function: protein binding. NCBI's taxonomy places the organism in Eukaryota, Metazoa, Chordata, Actinopteri, Perciformes, Anarhichadidae. The transcript is spliced from 7 exons.
AACACUACCACUUUAGUCCACAGGGACCGCCAGAAACAACACAAAGUUAAAGUUCCUUGUAGUAACUUUAAGAGUAGAACUGCUUUUUUCUGUAACAGCAUCCUGAAGCAAUCAGGGAUCUUAACUCCUCCUCAUCAGUUCAGUCUAUGAACUCAACUUAAACUGUGUCCUUUAGUGGGUCUCUGAAUGCAUCAAACACUUGUGUUUUGUAUCUGUAUUGUUUGUCACAUUUUGUCUUCCCCGAGCAAACACCAAGACAAAUUCCACAAAUGAUUGAAUCGUAAACUAAAAGAAACACUUUUCUGGAAUUUCCUGUGAAGAUGUUUGCUGAACAUGUGCACUUAUGAGAACUGUUUCUGUCAGUGUCGACCAGCAGAGAACAGACUCUGAACCCAGCUGUGUGUCCACGAACAGUGACCGGUCCAGUACUGUCCCUCGGGGGUUCCUUCAUGGACAUCAGUCCGAUAAACAAGGGCUUCAGCUUCAGAGAUCAAAUGUUCCCAGUAGUCGGCAUUUCCAGAAGCCUCAAGCAAACUUGGAUUCAGUGUUUAAGCUGCUCGAAGAAAACAUUGUCACUUUUGUGAAGAAUGAGUUAAGGAAGUUCCAAAAGGUUCUGAGUCCAGAUUACCCAGAAUGCCAUGAUAAUGAGGUGUUGGACGGUGAGGAGGAAGAGCAAAAGAGGAACAGCAGGGAGGCAAUUCUGAAGAUCACACUAAACUUCCUGAGGACAAUGAAGCAGGAGGAGCUGGCUGACUGUCUGCAGAGCAGAGCUGGUGCUGUACUGUGCAAAAGUAAAGUCAAAUCUAACCUGAAGAAGAAGUUCCAGAGUGUGUUUGAGGGAAUCGCUAAAGCAGGAAACCCAACCCUUCUGAAUGAGAUCUACACAGAGCUCUACAUCACAGAGGGAGGGACUGCAGAGGUCAAUGAUGAACAUGAGGUCAGACAGAUUGAAACAGCAUCCAGCAAACCAGACAGACCAGAAAAAACCAUCAGACAAGAAGACAUCUUUAAAGCCUCACCUGGAGGAGAGGAACCAAUCAGAACAGUGAUGACAAAGGGAGUGGCUGGCAUUGGGAAAACAGUCUUAACACAGAAGUUCACUCUGGACUGGGCUGAAGGCAAAGCCAACCAGGACAUACAGUUCAUCUUUCCAUUCACCUUCAGAGAGCUGAAUGUGCUGAAAGAGAAAAAGUACAGCUUGGUGGAACUUGUUCAUCACUUCUUCAGUGAAACCAAAGAAGCAGGAAUCUGCAGCUUUGAAGAGUUCCUGGUUCUGUUCAUCUUUGACGGUCUGGAUGAGUUUCGACUUCCUCUGGACUUCAACAACACUGAGAUCCUGACUGAUGUUACAGAGUCCACCUCAGUGGAUGUGCUGCUGACAAACCUCAUCAGGGGGAAACUGCUUCCCUCUGCUCGCCUCUGGAUAACCACACGACCUGCAGCAGCCAAUCAGAUCCCUCCUGAGUGUGUUGACAUGGUGACAGAGGUAAGAGGGUUCACUGACCCACAGAAGGAAGAGUACUUCAGCAAGAGAUUCAGUGAUGAGGAGCAGGCCAGCAGGAUCAUCUCCCACAUCAAGACCUCACGAAGCAUCCACAUCAUGUGCCACAUCCCAGUCUUCUGCUGGAUCACUGCUGGAGUUCUGGAGAAGGUGUUGAAGACCAGAGAGGGAGGAGAGCUGCCCAAGACCCUGACUGAGAUGUACAUCCACUUCCUGGUGGUUCAGUCCAAACUGAAUAAGGUCAAGUAUGAUGGAGGAGCUGAGACAGAUUCACACUGGAGUAAAGAGAGCAGGGAGAUGACUCAGUCUCUGGGAAAACUGGCUUUUGAUCAGCUCCAGAAAGGCAACCUGAUCUUCUAUGAAUCCGACCUGACAGAGUGUGGCAUCGAUAUCACAGCAGCCUCGGUGUACUCAGGAGUGUUCACACAGAUCUUUAGGGAGGAGAGUGGACUGUACCAGGACAAGGUGUUCUGCUUCGUCCAUCUGACUGUUCAGGAGUUUCUGGCUGCUCUUCAUGUCCAUCUGACAUUCAUCAACUCUGGUGUCAACCUGAUGGCAAAAAAACAACCAAGAACCCAUUGGCCUAAAGUGUUGAGAGCAAAACCUAAGCUAACAGAUCUCUACCAGAGUUCUGUGGACAAGGCCUUACAGAGUCCAAAUGGACACCUGGACUUGUUCCUCCGCUUCCUCCUGGGUCUUUCACUGGAGACCAAUCAGAAACUCCUACGAGGUCUGCUGACACAGACAGGAAGUAGCUCACAGACCAAUCAGGACACAGUCCAGUACAUCAAGAAGAAGAUCAGUGAGAAUGUGUCUCCAGAGAAAAGCAUCAAUCUGUUCCACUGUCUGAAUGAACUGAAUGAUGGAUCUCUAGUGGAGGAGAUCCAACAGUCCCUGAGUUCAGGACGUCUCUCCAGAGAUAAACUGUCUCCUGCUCAGUGGUCAGCUCUGGUCUUCAUCUUACUGUCAUCACAAAAAGAUCUGGACGUGUUUGACCUGAAAAAAUACUCUGAUUCAGAGGAGGCUCUUCUGAGGCUGCUGCCAGUGGUCAAAGCCUCCAACAAAGCUCUGCUGAGUGGUUGUAACCUCUCACAGAGAAGCUGUGGAGCUCUGUCCUCAGUCCUCAGCUCCGAGUCCUCUAGUCUGAAAGAGCUGGACCUGAGUAACAACAACCUGCAGGACUCAGGAGUGAAGCUGCUCUCUGCUGGACUGGCGAGUCCGAACUGUACACUUGAAACUCUCAGUCUGUCACUCUGUAAGAUCACAGAGGAAGGCUGUUCUUCUCUGGACUCAGCUCUGAAGUCAAACCCCUCCCAUCUGAGAGAACUGGACCUGAGCUUCAACAACCUGAAGGAUUCAGAUGUGAAGCUGCUGUCUGAUCUUGUGAAGAGUCCACAUUGUAGACUGGAGACUCUGAGAUGGAAAUGAUCUCUCUCAGCUGAGUCCUGAUGAUCCAGAGAGCAUCUGGAGACAGACUGCUCCACCACCUCCACCUGGAUUUUAUUUAGUGUACCAAACACCAGAAGACUUUUAAAAGACUAAAGUCUGACACCCUCUCACAUAUGAAGACAUUGGGCCUCAUAUCACAACAGAUUUACUCUUAUUUAGGGCUCGAGGACCUUUUGAAAUUCUACUGAUUAUAUUUGUUCGGGUUCAUAUUUGUUGUCUGCCGCUUCAGCUCAAACUCCCGUGAGCUGGAAUGAGGUAGAAAAAUGAAACUUGGAACAAUAACUGGAAAUGAUGUUCAUGUGCUUCUCAAGAUAUAGAACUCAGAUCGGCCACAUGGUGGCGCUGUAAUUAAUGUCACAAAAUGCGAUUUUUGAAAAACCACGCCCCUCACACCAGAAGUCAUUGACUGUAAAUUUGAUUUGUUUCAUGAUAAUGUUUGUCUUGUAUUGUGAAAACGCUCAAUAGGGGCACCACCAGUCGUAAUGUUGUGCAUGGUGCUUUUCAGCUAUUUUAAGUACGUAGUAAAGUUAAACAAUGUCACUAAAAUUCUGUUAAAAUAUGUUCACUAUACAGUGUAUAGUGAACGUAUUUUACCAUCAUUUUGAACAGAAUUCAGCUGUGUUCACAGAGUCACAGGGUUAAAGAACUCCUACUCACAAAAAGAGGUUUUAUUCUGAGCAGCUUGACUUGACUCUGUAAUGUCGGUGUAGCCCCGCCCACCUAUCAACUCGUAUAAAACCACUGCCUACUGACCAAUCAGAGCUCAGUACGUGGAUCGUUAGGAAAUAUUGAACCAACAAGAAGAAGUUAAGUCAUAAAAGUAACACAGUUCAAACUGCUGAAUGCAGAAAGAACAGCUGGCAAUAAAUCACAGACUGUGUGAAUGAUGAAAUGAACAGAUUCAUAACAUCACUGUCUCAUGUAGAGCCCAACAUCUACUACAUGUGUGUAUUCUGUUACAUUCAUGUGCUGCAGAUGUAUUCUGAUGACACGAAUGACAAUAUUUGAGUCUUAUUCUCUCAGUUGUAACCCCGGCGCUGUGAAACAGACUUGGCUUGUUUUCUUUAGUUCUAUUUCAGACUCAUAAAGUCUUGAUGCAUUUAAGUUUUAUUCUACUCAGUGAGUUACUAUUGGUUUCUCUCCUAUCAAUGAAUCUCUCAUGAUUUUACUUCUUUGAUUUCUAUUAUUACUGAGUGGUCAUUUAAUGAUGAUAAUGUUUAAGUGACUUUCAGUCAUUUAUCGAUGUGAUAUCCGACAUGCUCUGUGAAGCAUAAUUGGUUGAGAUGAUUUAAUGAGAUAAUCUUGGUUUGACAUACUUUGCUCUGAUCUUUGUCAGUCAGCAAAGGAAACAGGAUGUGAGGUCAGAUGCUGUAACCAUGCUAACUGUUUAGGAGACACCCUGACUGAUGUUCCACCAGGAAGACCAGACAGGAACCUUAGAAAUAAGUGCUAACUUAAAGAAGUCUGUCAUGAACUGUAAGACUACGUAAACAGCUUCAUCCAAUGAUUUACUAAUGUUUAGUAGUCGACCAUAUAUGGACCAGGAGGUUAACGAUGCUCCAAGUAAAAAGGUAGAAA